Messenger RNA from Lachancea sp. 'fantastica', 1071 nucleotides. The record is from the annotation of a GenBank genome assembly. Lineage: Eukaryota; Fungi; Ascomycota; Saccharomycetes; Saccharomycetales; Saccharomycetaceae.
AUGUUUCGGGACAGAACUAAUCUCUUUUUGUCAUACCGCAGAACAUUUCCGCGAAGCUACCAGCGCACAAAGGGCAAUGAGAAUGAUUCGUUUUUUGAUAUCGAGGAGAGUGGAUUGGAGGAGUCACAUCCAAUGAUUGACAUGGGAGGCACUUCUCACAGUCCUUCAACUCUUUUCGUUGAGCUCACUGAAGAGAUUGAUCGCAAUCUGGAGCAUGUGGAGUCACAUAUGCUACAAUUGACUAGACUGUAUCGCAAGAAUUCUCUUCCAGGGUUUGAUGACAAGACUGAAGACGAGCAAGAGAUAGAAGAAUUGGGUCUUCGGAUCAUACAGCUUUUCCAACGAUGUUAUUCUAUUAUGAAAACGCUUAAAGCAUCGAGCUCUUCCGGGAUUUUCCAAGGUCAUCAUCUCAACCAGGGCUCUCUCAUAGUCUUGAAUAAUCUGGAAAAGAAUUAUGCUAAUAAGAUUCAGCUCAGCUCUAAUAAAUUUAGGUUACUCCAAAACAAUUAUUUGAAGUUUCUCAACAAAGACGAUUUCAAGCCAUUACCGAGCUCAUCCACGGAUGCAGGUACCCUUCUAGUGCUCGAAGAGGAGGAAAAAGAUGGUGUUGCACAACAAGACAUCGAUAGUUAUUCUAGGCAGACUCUGCAACGACAAACUCAAAGACAGACGGACGGAAGAAAUGCCCAAUUCUUGCGGGAACGAGAAGAAGAAAUAACACAGUUAGCCCGAGGCGUUUUAGAGGUUAGCACGAUUUUUCGGGAAAUGCAGGAUUUGGUGAUCGACCAAGGAACCAUAAUAGACCGGGUUGACUACAAUCUGGAAAAUACAGUGAUAGAGCUGAAAGGGGCCCACCGCGAACUUGAGAAAGCCACAACUUACCAGAAACGCACUCAAAAAUGUAAAGUUAUACUCUUGCUGUCAUUGGUGGUGUUGGCGCUAUUUUUUUUCGUCAUGCUAAAACCCCAUAAUAGUAACAAAAAAGACGACACCAGUAAACAACCGGUCCCUCAAGAACCAGCAAGCGAUGCUGGACAUAGUGUUAGUUCCGAAGGGGAUCCACGAAUGUAA